AAAGAGAAGAGAAAGCUGGACUGCUGGAGUGAAAGCAAAGGGGAGAGAGAGAGAAAUAGCGUUAGCAGUGGGCAUUCAGAGGAAGGCAGAAAUAGAAGAGGAGGUGUCCUGUUAAAGUGAGUUGUCCUUUAGAAUGUUUCAAGAUUAAGGAGAGAGAAAAGGAGAGAACAAGUAAACAAUUACACCAGAACAGAAGGAAACAGGAGAAUGCCAGGGAGCCUGGAGCCGUUGGACGUAGCGGUACAGAUCCCAUACCAUUUCAGAUGUCCGAUUUCGCUGGAGUUGAUGCGGGAUCCUGUCACGGUAUGCACCGGUCAGACCUACGACCGGGCCAGUAUCGAGUCAUGGGUCGCAACCGGCAACACCACCUGUCCCGUCACCCGCGCUCCACUCUCCGACUUCAUUCUCAUCCCCAACCACACUCUCCGCCGUCUCAUCCAGGACUGGUGCGUCGCUAACCGAUCUCUUGGCGUUGAGCGCAUCCCCACCCCUAAACAACCCGCCGAUCCUGCUCUCGUUCGCGACCUACUCGUCCAAGCCUCUUCCAAUUCCACCCCUCCCCACUCACGCCUCUCCGCCCUCCGCCGUCUCAGGGGACUCGCUAAGGACUCCGACAAGAACCGCUCCCUCAUCUCCACGCACAACGUCCCGGAAGUUCUCCUUCCCAUCGUCUUCGCCGGCCCGGAGAGCAACGAAAAUGACGAGCUGACUCACGAGUCGCUCGCACUCCUGGUCAUGUUCCCGCUCGACGAGGCACACUGCGAGUUCGUGGCUUCCGAAACGGAUCGAGUCGCUUUCCUCUCUUUCCUCCUCUCCCACUCUUGUAUCGAGGUCCGAGUCAACGCAGCUGCGCUCAUUGAGAUGGUGGUAGCGGGUACUCGAUCUUUGGAGAACCGGAUCCUAAUUGGCAAUGCCGACGGGGUAUUGGAAGGGAUAACGAGGAUACUGAACCACCCGUUAGCAUACCCGAGAGCGCUCAAGGUCGGGAUUAAGGCCUUGUUCGCAUUGUGCCUGGUGAAACAGAACCGUCACAUGGCAGUGUCGGCAGGAGCGGUGGAGGCACUGAUUGACAAGUUGGCUGAUUUCGAGAAAUGCGACGCAGAACGAGCUCUGGCGACCGUGGAAUUGCUAUGCCGGAUCCCAGCGGGUCGCUCAGCGUUCGCGGAGCACGCGCUAACGGUGCCUCUCCUAGUGAAGAUUAUCCUCAAGAUAUCGGACCGGGCGACGGAGUACGCAACCGGUGCACUUGUCUCGCUCUGCUCCGCGUCAGAGCAGUUACAGAGAGAUGCGGUAGCGGCAGGAGUCGUAACGCAGCUGUUGCUGUUAGUGCAGAGCGAUUGCACAGAGCGAGCGAAGCGCAAAGCUCAGCUAUUGCUUAAGCUUUUGCGGGACUCGUGGCCCGAAGAUUCAAUUGCCAAUUCUGACGAUUUUGCUUGCAGUGAUGUUGCCCCAUUUUGAUUCUUGUUUUUGUUUUCCCAUCUUCAAUUCGACCGACUUCUUUAUAAUUCUAUCUGGUUGCCAAAAAAAAAAAAAAAAGGAAAAAGAAGAAACCGAUGAUCAUGAUCUACAGUUGGGUAUAUAAAACAUCUGUAUGUAACUAGGAAUCUCAUUGUAUGUAAGAAACAUAUGUUUAGAACUAGAAAAUCCAGGGAGAAGAUCUCAGAAAAGAAAAGGAAGGAGCAAGAGAGGAAGUUGUGAUUGUAAUUUUGAUAGAACUACUAUAUAAUUAAUUAAUUAAUGACUGAA
Nelumbo nucifera (sacred lotus) is the source of this 1746-nucleotide messenger RNA. NCBI's taxonomy places the organism in Eukaryota, Viridiplantae, Streptophyta, Magnoliopsida, Proteales, Nelumbonaceae. The record is from RefSeq and is a predicted model, not a curated record.